Nelumbo nucifera (sacred lotus) is the source of this 1491-nucleotide messenger RNA. RefSeq lists its product as uncharacterized. NCBI's taxonomy places the organism in Eukaryota, Viridiplantae, Streptophyta, Magnoliopsida, Proteales, Nelumbonaceae. The record is from RefSeq and is a predicted model, not a curated record.
CGUUUUAGAAUUAAUACAACAACUGAACUCUCUUUCCCUAGUCUCGUCUCUGAAUAUUAGAAGAUUUGAAGAAGUAAACCAGGAAUUCAAAGAAGCAAGACGAAUUUGAGAAAACCCAGAUUCAAGAAUCCAAAGAAACCUUCCAAGAAGAUGACUCAGAAAAGAACAAUAUGGUCUGAUGAACUCAGGCUCAUCAGUUCCCCUUCCCAAGCACUGACCGAGUUUCUGUUUCUCGAAGACAAAGAAUCGCGAAUUGGCAGUUUUUCUCCCAAAACCUUUAACAACUCACAGCUCUCCGCAUGGACGCGCGAUUCAUCGGGUAUCUGCCCACCGUGGAGCAUUGCUUCAUCCAUAGCCCUUUUCCCCGAUUCACCAUCGCCAAUAUGCAGCUCGAGUUCUCUUUCCCCAGACCUCUUCUACUCUCAGGUCUCGACGGAGUUCUCCACUCCAAUAAACCAGAGUUUCUACACCUUCUCCAUUGAUGAUAAUAAAUCGGCUUCCGGUAUCGAGAUAGACGAAGAGAUGGAGCAUGCGAAUACUUUCUGCUCUUGUAAUCACAACUUGCAGAGCGAUUAUUCUGAAGAUGGGGAAGAUGCUAAACCAGAUAACAGUCCCAAGAGCAUCAGCCCCUCUAGUGGAUAUGUCGAUGCAAGCAUGGAUCCUGCACUUCUCAACAUGAAACUGCUGAUCAUUAAUGAAAAACAAACCGAAGAAAUGAGCUACACAGAGUCAUGCAGACGCAGACCCGGGGACUCUGAUACCAAAACCCCGAUUGGUGGACACUAUAGCUUGAUCAUCCGGCCGAAACCUCACCAUACCUUCUCAGAUGAAAUGCAGAAGAAGGAAUUUGAGGUUAACGCAUGGAAAGAAGCGAAACAGCAGAAGCUCAUGGAAAGGCUAAGAAGAAAAGAGGCUGCCAUCAAUUCAUGGGAGUUGAAGCAGACCGCCAAGGCGAUGAACAAGGUGCAGAAACUCGAGAACAAGCUGCAAAAGGAAAGGGAAAAAGCACUGGAGCAGAUGCAGAAGAAAGUUACAAUUACCCGAGGGAAAGCUGAGAAAACUAAGGCAAGGGAGAGGCGUUUGAUGGCCAAAAAAGUAUCAAAAGUCUCUAAAUUUGCAGACAGGAUCCGAAGAAUAUGGCUUAAGCUAUUCAGCAUCUGAUAGCCUGUUUGUAUACCAAUUACCAAAAUAUAACUACACAAAGCAAUGCAAUUAAAGCAAAACAAAUACCCAAUGAAUGCAUUUCCACUGCCAUCUCCUCAGUCACCAUGGUUUGAAUACCCAACAUCUUCAUUUACCGAAUCAAAUUUGUUCCCAGAGGAGCUGACACUCUUUGGCACGAAAUUCCUACUAGUUAUUGCUUUAGUUAGCAAUGUAAAGCGAAGCUGGGUCCUUUGGAUUCGAAGAACGCUUGACAAAUGUUUGAAAAGAAAAAAGCAAAACUAGUUUUAGUUUGGGAAAAUCAUUUUUAGAUUUGCUUUUCCUUUCAUU